This is a messenger RNA of Alternaria atra, 4401 nucleotides long. RefSeq lists its product as uncharacterized. The record is from RefSeq and is a predicted model, not a curated record. Gene Ontology annotation, cellular component: catalytic step 2 spliceosome. The transcript is spliced from 3 exons. Lineage: Eukaryota; Fungi; Ascomycota; Dothideomycetes; Pleosporales; Pleosporaceae. Gene Ontology annotation, biological process: mRNA splicing, via spliceosome. Gene Ontology annotation, molecular function: helicase activity; mRNA binding. The coding region runs from base 1 to 4401 and encodes 1466 amino acids.
AUGGCUAUGAAAGGUGACGAUAUGGAGGAUAUCAAGCCUACGGGCUUGGAAACGCAGAAUGACAUUGACGGCGCGUCCGCUGCGCAUGCGACCGAUUCGUCAAACGUACACGCCCGCCCUACCGUCGCCGACUUGCAUGGAGAGAAUCACUUCGCGCAGGUAGCGAGGAAGAACUGGCUUGCCGCCAAGAAGACACCUAAAGUGCGGCCGGAAGUGGUGAAGAAAGAGCUAUGGGAUGAGCUGGAGAAUGCCGACUUCGCAUACUCGUCGCUUUUAAUUCUGGAGAACCUGCAGCUUCUGGAGAGAUAUUUGUGGCCUGGCUUCACCGAAGAUGCAUCGAAUUACCACGUCCUGCUGGUGGCGCUCAUGGUUAAUGUCAAGAGGAGGGAGAAUCUGACAUCCUGGGAUCAUUUCGCUGGCAAACCCGCCGAAUUCUCCUCCUUCUUCCGCCGCAUACUAUCCAUGACCGUAGACCCGUCGCAACCGAGCAAGAUCCGGACACAGCUUAUAUCCUUCGUCAUCGGCGCCUUCCAAUCGUUAGACAGCGGUCUUGUGCGAAAAGAGUGCGCACCUCUUGUCGGCAUAUCGAUAUGGCAAAAUCUCCAUUCGGAAGCCGUGCGCGAACAAUACUUUGAGGAACACAGCAUGUUGCGCAAGGCAUGGAGAGCCGCGUCCAAGCGGUUCGAUGCUGGCGAUGAAGUGCUGCAGGCGAGGUUACGGUUCGAGCGGUCAUGGAUCUACACACUCCUGCUGGAUUUUAUCGACCGGCUAUACAACAGCACCGUCAGGGAAGAGGCUAGGGACAACAUGGCCUACUGCGAGCGCUUCAUGGAAUUUCUGAUAGACCUGCAGAGCCAGCUGCCAACAAGGAGAUAUGUCAAUACGCUGCUGCAGGACUUGAACAUGCUGCCAGCUAUUCGAUUGUCGCCCAUGUAUACAGACGAGGAUAACGGCCUUUUCCGGGACCUCUUCGACUUGCUGAGUCAUUUCACCAACUUCCCCAUCGAAGACCAAACAGGCAGGCAACUGUCGAAGCUGGAGUACGACCAACAGCAUUACGACAUUCUGGCAAAGUUGCAGCGAACAGGUUACGCUGCUUUUCAAGAGAAGCUUCAGUUGAUGGCUCUGGCAAACUACAGCAGCAUUGGAAACCGGGAAGAGUUGGACGGCCAUCUGCGCACACUGAGCGAUAGUGAGCUCAUGGAGCUCUGCUCUCUCAUGGGCCUACGGACAGAGUACCCCACCACAACCUACCUGGUGCGAGACCGAGCUUUCUAUAUGGAAACCCUGAUUGCCCUUGUCGAACAGCGCCCUACCUUCAAAGACAACGUUCGCGAGAUGCCAGUAUUGCCAACUGAGAAGGUUCUCUAUGAGACCACCUUCCUGCGAAACGAGUCCUACGACGGAUCAAGACCGCUCGCUAUACCUAAGCUGAACCUUCAGUACCUGACCAUGGGCGAUUUCUUGUGGAGGUCCUUCAUUCUGUACCGCGCUGAAUCUUUCUAUGGUAUCCGGAAGGACAUGGAGGACGUAGUCAAGCGCAUAAAACCCAAGGGUAGAGGCGUCAACACUAAGUUUGGGGGUGUGUCCAAGAUGUCACUGCCUAUCAUGAAGCCUGCUAUCGUCGACGUAGCGCCGUCCAAGGUCGGCGAGGAGCAUCCUGCGUACGUUCGUGCAGAAAUUAUAUUAGAUGUCAGUCGUCUCCAAUACCCAGUGCGAAGGGACUGGGAACAGCUCAGACCGGAUGAUGUAGUCUUCCUUCUUGCUGUCGAGGGUAAAGAUGACAUGCCCAUGCGCAACGGUCACCGCGAAGAUGUCACCACUGGCGAGCAGCUCGGCCUGCACCGGAUGAGAUGCGCCCAGGUGGUUCAAGUUCUGGACGACAAAGGACGGCCUCUACGCGAAUCAGCCCGUGACGAUGGCUUUGGACCUCGGGUACGCCAACGACGGCUCCUUGUCAACAUAGACGCGAAGCAAUACAAGAUCGACAUGGACAAAACUGCCGAAGGAAGGCCCAAUGUUUACGAGCACAUCAACCUCAUUGUCCGUCGGAAAGGACGGGAGAACAACUUCUUACCCAUCCUUGAGUCCAUCAAGCGCCUGACGCUCUCGGACAUCCCAGCACCAUCCUGGCUCCAGGAGGUCUUCCUAGGAUACGGUGAUCCUGCAUCCGCAACAUACAAGCGCCUUCCCAAUCGACUGAACAAGAUAGACUUCCGCGAUACCUUUUUGGACUGGCAGCACCUGAUUGAGUCUAUGCCUGGCAAGUCCAUCGAACCCCACGAGGAAGCGCAGACAUCCUUUGGACCACCAUACGUAGUGGAGUACGCUGCUGCAGCCGAACCAAAAAUCGCACCUCCUCGAGCGUCCAAAAAGCGGCGUCGUGACCAGGUUGAAGUUGCACAACCUCUGCAUGAGUCGCUUCACGUAUCCUCGUACAAACCACCGAACAUGGGGCCAUACCCUGCAGACGCGCCGAAGCUGAAUGCGGUCAGAUUUACGCCAGCCCAAAUUGAAGCCAUCACUUCUGGAACCCAACCUGGUCUCACGGUGGUGCUCGGACCCCCGGGUACCGGCAAGACGGACGUUGCGACCCAGAUUAUAUCCAAUAUAUAUCACAACUUCCCGGACCAGCGGACUUUGCUCGUCGCGCACAGCAAUCAGGCGCUUAACCAGCUCUUCCAGAAGAUUGUGGCGCUUGACAUUGAUGAGCGUCACCUUUUGCGCUUGGGUCAUGGUGAGGAGGAUCUGGAGACUGAUGUGAGCUACAGCAAGCACGGACGUGUGGAGUCGUUCCUCGAGAGAGGACAGUACUACCUGUCUGAAGUUGAUCGUCUGGCAAAGAACUUUGGUGCACCUGGUGCUCAUGGUAGCUCGUGCGAGACAGCAGACUAUUUCAAUCUUGUCUACGUGAAGCCAGCAUGGACGCAAUACUGGGACAGCGUUUCCUCCUCUGACACCAGCGUCGAGCAGAUAAUCACCGAGUUCCCCUUCAGGGACUACUUCUCCAGCGCACCGCAACCUCUCUUCCCCCAAGCCGCAGACCGCGAACAAAUCCUUGAAAUCGCACAAGGUUGCUACCGCCAUGUCGAGAAGAUCUUCACCGAGCUUGAGGACAUCCGCCCCUUCGAGAUCCUGCGCAACCCACGUGAUAAAGCAAACUACUUGCUCGUAAAAGAAGCUCGUAUCAUCGCCAUGACAUCAACCCACGCUGCGAUGCGGCGCCAAGAGAUAGCCGGAUUAGGUUUCCACUACGACAACGUGAUAAUGGAAGAAGCGGCUCAAAUUACCGAGAUAGAAAACUUCAUUCCUCUCGCUUUGCAGAACCCGCGGGAACAGGAGGGCGAACGAGAACUCCCGCUCCAGCGUAUUGUUCUAGUCGGCGACCACCUUCAAAAUUCGCCGGUAAUACAGAACCUCGCUUUCCGUCAGUACGCAAACCUAGAGCAAUCUUUGUUCCAGAGGCUUGUGAGAUUGGGUGUACCGACCAUCAUGCUCGAUCAGCAAGGUCGUGCCCGGCCUUCCAUCGCAGAGCUGUAUAAGUGGCGGUACCCCUCAUUAUCGAAUCUACCGGCGGUGCUUAGCAAACCCGAGUUUCAAGUCGCCAACCCAGGUUUUAAGCACGAGUACCAGUUCAUCGAUGUUCAGGACUACAAAGGCAAAGGUGAAGAUCAACCCACACCGCACUGGAUGAUUAAUCUGGGAGAGGCGGAGUAUGCGGUUGCGCUAUUUAUGUACAUGCGAUUACUCGGGUACCCGGCGCACAAAAUCUCCAUACUUACCACCUACGCUGGCCAGAGAUCGUUGAUAAAUGAUGUUCUGGGGCACAAGUGCAAGAACAACCCGCUUUUUGGCAGACCGAGGAUUGUGGCGACGGUGGAUAAGUAUCAGGGAGAGCAGAAUGACUAUGUCAUCCUCUCCCUCGUGCGUACCCGCGCCAUCGGCUACCUCCGCGAUAUCCGUCGCCUCACCGUUGCCCUCUCGCGCGCACGUCUGGGUCUUUACAUUCUUGGCCGCCGCUCCGUUUUCGAAUCUUGCUUUGAGCUUAAACCCGCGUUCGAUAUCUUGCUUCAGCGGCCUGAUAAACUGGCGCUCGUUACGGACGAAAUGUUCGGUGAGACGCAACGCCCAGUUGAGCAGGCGCAUGCUGUGCAAGGUGAGGCGGUCAUGGAAGACGUGGAACACCUGGGUAAAUAUGUUUAUGAGAUGACCAAGGCGAAGGUGGAGGUUAUGAAAGCAAAUGGGGGCGUUAUGCCCACGCGGGAGAUUACCAUGGGGGAAGCCAACGGUAAUAGUGGGGGGAAGGAGGAUGAGGAGGAGGAUGAUGAUCGACCGGAAAACGUACUCAUCCCCGAAGAAGUGCCCGAAGAUUUUGAAGAUGAGGACGAGGUUGCGGUUUAA